This is a messenger RNA of Diuraphis noxia (Russian wheat aphid), 695 nucleotides long. RefSeq lists its product as uncharacterized. The record is from RefSeq and is a predicted model, not a curated record. Gene Ontology annotation, molecular function: A2-type glycerophospholipase activity; structural molecule activity. Lineage: Eukaryota; Metazoa; Arthropoda; Insecta; Hemiptera; Aphididae. Gene Ontology annotation, biological process: phospholipid metabolic process; arachidonate secretion.
GCGUGUUAGUUUUCAUGUAGACGUAGCAGUGGUCGAAGCGCGUGACGCUCGCAGGCUACGACUAUACAUAUACUGGUAUUAUUACAAUAAUUUUUGAGGUUCAUUGUCUUUGUUUUUUUAUUAUCAUUCUUGUUUAUUUAUUUAAAAAUAAUUUAACCAAUGGUUAUGAAACUUAUUGUGGUGAAUUUUUUAAUUUUGUUUACAUUUAAUUGUCAUGGACAGACAAAAUCAAGAGAAACUCAUUUUCCGGGUUAUCAUUUUUGUGGACCGGGCACGGACUUUUUGGAACGCAUUGCUCGUGGUCAGCUUGGGAUUAAUAAGCUAGACGAAGCAUGCCGGUCACAUGAUUCUGUUUACACAGACAGCACGGAUCUUAAACUGAGAAUGGAAGCCGACAUGAAAUUGGAGAUAGCAGCAUGGGAGCGAGUGAUAGCAAAGGAUAGCAGUUACAAGGAGAAAAUCGCUGCAUGGAUGGUGACGAAUAUCAUGAAAGUGAAACGAAAGUGGAAUACUCGACGUCUACAACGGGAAUUUGGUAAAAAACCUAGUGAAUUGUCUCCCGCGAAUAAAAAACCUCGACGGCGACGUUCAAUGGAUGACCAUCAUACAACUUGGUUGCGGUACCGAUUAUAAUAUAAGAAUUAUACAGAGAUUGAAAUAAAAUAAUUUUGGCUUGGAACUAUAAUACCUACAAA